Molecule: messenger RNA, 916 nt
Organism: Wasmannia auropunctata (little fire ant)
Lineage: Eukaryota; Metazoa; Arthropoda; Insecta; Hymenoptera; Formicidae
Exons: 1
Source: RefSeq, a predicted model, not a curated record
GAAUAUAAGGUUAUCCGACCAACAAUUCGGCGAUCCAGGCGAAAUAGAUAUAUUGUUAGGAGGAGGAGUAUUCUGGGAUUUGUUGUGCGUCGGACAAAUCAAGUUGGGCAGAGGCUUGCCGAUUUUGCAGAAAACAAAGCUUGGAUGGAUCGUGGCAGGAGGCUCACCCAUCAUCGGUAGCCAAUCAAACGGAAAGAGUACGGCGCUUUGUACGAUAAUCAGAGAUACAGAGUUAUUACAACAAAUCGAACGUUUCUGGACUGUGGAGGAAGGGCCGUCGCAGAUAAUUAAGGCAAAGUUAACAAGAGAGGAAUCGUUAUGCGAAGAAGAAUUCCGGGAUACACAUUAUCGUAUGGCCGACGGGAAAUUUGUGGUGCGCCUUCCCUGCCGAGAGGAACCCGAUUGCUUGGGAGAUUCACGAGAGUUUGCAUUGAAGCGACUACAUUCGAUAUUACGAAGAUUAGAUCGAGACCCGAAAUUAAAAACUCACUACACAGAAUGCGUACAGGAAUAUUUAAAAUCAGGACAUAUGUCAAGGGUGCACAGAAACGCGGAAUCCACAAACGAAAUAGCUUAUUAUUUGCCGCAUCACGCCGUGGUGAAGGAAGAAAGAACAACUACGAAGUUAAGAGUAGUCUUUGACGCAUCCUGUAAGACGACCACCGGCAAAUCGCUAAAUGAUAUUCUAAGGAUCGGUCCGACUAUACAAUCAGAAUUAUUUGAAAUUAUCUUGCGUUUUAGACAACAUCAAUAUGUACUCACGGGAGAUGUUGAGCAGAUGUAUAGGCAGAUUUACGUAGACCCGAAACAACGGAAUUUACAGCGGGUUUUGUGGAGAAACGAUUCGACUUCACAAAUUGAGGAGUUCGUAUUAAACACCGUGACGUUUGGAGUCGCAUCGGCUCCAUUCUUAGCG